AUGCAACAUGACCGGGUGAUUGCUUAUGCCUCGAGGCAACUCAAAAAGCAUGAGCGAAAUUAUCCAGUCCAUGACUUGGAACUUGCCGCAGUAGUGUUUGCUCUGAAGAUUUGGCGACAUUACUUGUAUGGUGAGACCUGUCAGAUUUUCACGGAUCAUAAGAGCCUCAAGUAUUUCUUUACUCAGAAGGAACUGAAUAUGAGACAACGGCGCUGGUUGGAAUUGAUCAAGGAUUAUGAUUGUACGAUUGAGUACCACCCAGGCCGAGCUAAUGUGGUUGCAGAUGCAUUGAGUAGGAAGGCACCUGCGAACUUAGCCCAUAUUAAGGCGGCCUAUCUUCCGUUGUUGGUGGAACUACGGAAAGAGGGAGUAGAAAUGGAGAUGACUCAACAAGGUGGAAUCCUUGCUAGCUUGCAUGUGAGACCCAUUAUGGUGGAACGGGUAAUUGCAGGCCAGUUGGAAGAUCCUGUACUCUGUAGGAUAAGGGGAGAAGUAGAGAAUGGAACGUGGAAGGAUUAUACUAUAAGGGGAGACGGAGCCUUGGUUCAUUUGUCUCCAGAUCAUCCUAUUCCACCAGUUUCUAGAAUGUGGCAUGAACAAAGUGACAUAUGCAAUGCAACACAUUUGUACUCGACGUACCAAGCGCGUGUGGAUGCAUUUCAACAGCUUCUGGGAGUGGAGAAUGUAGCUACUACUGUUCGGGCCAAAAUUCUGCACGCCCAACCCAGCACUUGA
Prunus mume (Japanese apricot) is the source of this 735-nucleotide messenger RNA. The record is from RefSeq and is a predicted model, not a curated record. NCBI's taxonomy places the organism in Eukaryota, Viridiplantae, Streptophyta, Magnoliopsida, Rosales, Rosaceae.